This is a messenger RNA of Acanthisitta chloris (rifleman), 2221 nucleotides long. Its product is annotated as tenascin-like. NCBI's taxonomy places the organism in Eukaryota, Metazoa, Chordata, Aves, Passeriformes, Acanthisittidae. The transcript is spliced from 6 exons. Gene Ontology annotation, molecular function: protein binding. The record is from RefSeq and is a predicted model, not a curated record. The annotation marks the transcript as partial.
AUGGGACUCCCCAGCCAGGUUUUGGCCUGUGCCAUCUUCGCUUUGCUGUCCCAUCACGUCAGUGGAGGACUCAUCAAGAGAAUCAUCAGGCAGAAGCGCGAGACUGGGCUGAAUGUGACCUUGCCAGAGGACAAUCAGCCUGUGGUUUUUAACCAUGUCUACAACAUUAAGUUGCCUGUUGGCUCCCUUUGCUCUGUGGACCUGGAUUCAGCGAGUGGUGACGCAGACCUGAAGGGGGAAAUUGAACCUGUCAAGAAUUACGAGGAGCACACGGUGAAUGAGGAGAACCAGAUUGUCUUCACGCACCGUAUUAACAUUCCCCGCCGAGCCUGUGGCUGUGCAGCUGCCCCCGACAUUAAGGAUCUGCUGAGCAGACUAGAGGAGCUGGAGGGACUGGUAUCCUCCCUACGGGAGCAGUGUGCCAGCGGCGUUGGAUGCUGUCCUAAUUCCCAGGCAGUAGAAGGUCACCUGGACACGACACCCUAUUGCAGUGGACACGGCAACUACAGCUUUGAGAUCUGUGGCUGUGUGUGUGAGCCAGGCUGGAAGGGCCCCAACUGCAGCCAGCCCACCUGCCCCUCCGACUGCAACGACCAAGGCAAGUGCAUGGAUGGGGUUUGUGUGUGCUUCGAGGGGUACACAGGCCCGGACUGCAGCGAGGAGCUCUGUGCCCAGGGCUGCAGCCUGCACGGGCGCUGCGUGGCCGGGCGCUGCGUGUGCCACGAGGGCUUCACCGGGGAGGACUGCAGCGAGCCCCUCUGCCCCAACAACUGCCACAACCGCGGGCGCUGCGUGGACAGCGAGGGUGGCUGCGACGAGGGUUACACCGGCGAGGACUGCAGCGAGCUCAUCUGCCCCAACGACUGCUUCGACCGCGGGCGCUGCGUCAACGGGACCUGCUUCUGCGAGGAGGGAUUCACCGGGGAGGACUGCGGCGAGCUCACCUGCCCCAACAACUGCAACGGCAACGGGCGCUGCGAGAACGGGUUGUGCGUCUGCUACGAAGGCUUCGUGGGGGACGACUGCGGCGAGAGGAGAUGCCCCAACGAUUGCCACAACCGCGGGCGCUGCGUGAGCGGGCGCUGCGUGUGCCACGAGGGGUACCUGGGUGAGGACUGCGGGGAGCUGAGGUGCCCCAACGAUUGUCACCACCGCGGGCGUUGCGUCAACGGGCAGUGCGUGUGCGACGAAGGGUUCAUCGGCGAGGAUUGCGGGGAGCUGCGGUGCCCCAGCGACUGCCACAACCGCGGGCGCUGCGUCGACGGGCAGUGCGUGUGCCACGAGGGAUUCACCGGGGAGGACUGUGGCCAGCUGAGGUGUCCCAACGACUGCCACCGGCGCGGGCUCUGCGUCAACGGGCAGUGCGUGUGCGACGAAGGGUACACGGGGGAGGACUGUGGGGAGCUGCGGUGCCCCGAAGACUGCCACAAUCGCGGGCGCUGCGUGGAGGGACGUUGUGAGUGUGACAAUGGUUUCACAGGCGAGGACUGUGGCGAGCUGUCCUGCCCCAACGACUGCCACCAGCGCGGGCGCUGCGUCAAUGGGCGCUGUGUGUGCCACGAGGGCUUCAUGGGGGAGGAUUGCCGCGAGCGCUCCUGCCCCAACGACUGCAACAACGCGGGGCGCUGUGUCGAUGGGCAGUGUGUCUGCGAGGAUGGUUUCAUCGGGGUUGACUGCUCGGAUGUGUCUCCUCCAACUGAGCUGACUGUGACAAACGUAACAGAUAAAACUGUCAACCUGGAAUGGAAACAUGAGAAUCUCGUCAACAAGUACCUUGUCACCUAUGUCCCUACCAGCAGUGGUGGCUUGGACAUGCAGUUCACUGUGCCAGGAAACCAGACAGCUGCCACUAUCCAUGAACUGGAGCCUGGGGUAGAAUACUUCAUCCGUGUCUUUGCAAUCCUUAAGAACAAGAAGAGUAUUCCAGUCAGCGCCAGAGUAGCAACAUAUCUGCCUGCUCCAGAAGGUCUGAAAUUCAAAUCUGUACGAGAAACAUCUGUCCAGGUGGAGUGGGAUCCUCUGAACUUUUCUUUUGAUGGCUGGGAGCUGGUCUUCCAUAAUAUGAAAAAGGAUGAUAAUGGUGAUAUCACCAGCAGCUUGAAGAGGCCAGAGACAUCUUACAUGCAGCCUGGCUUGGCACCUGGGCAACAGUACAAUGUGUCCAUUCAUAUAGUGAAAAACAAUACCAGAGGACCAGGACUGUCCAAAGUGAUAACCACAA